CACAUGGCCACAAUUCCACUGAUGCUGUCUAUUUAGUUAUCACGAGUAAAUUAUUAACCGAGCUACUGCAAAGCUUGCUUGCUUCAAUCUUGACUUUAAUUUGUCCAUUUUCAGUCCAGUUCAUUUCAAGUCGAUGUGAGCAGUCCAUCGCGACAGCUUCUCAGUAUGGCAUCUCUGCGUUCAGCAAAGCAAGCUUUGAGAAAAGAAAUCAAGAAGCUAUUGGCUGCAAUGAGUGAUCAUGAGAAACUUCGGCAGUCUCAAGUCGUCUCACGAAAGUUGUUCCAGCACCCUAAAUACCUGUCCAGCCAGCGUAUCGCUGUCUUCCUCAACAUGCACGAUGAGGUGAACACAGAGGACAUCCUCCAGGACAUCUUCAAGAGGGGAAAAGUGUGCUUCAUCCCCAGAUACUUCACCAACAGCAGUCAUAUGGACAUGCUACGACUAAACGACCCAGAGGACAUCAACACCCUGUCUGUCACGUCUUGGAACAUCCGUCAGCCAGGGGAGGAGGACACCGAGAGAGAGGAAGCCUUGACUACAGGUGGGCUAGAUCUUAUUCUAAUGCCUGGAUUGGGAUUUGAUAAGAAUGGCAAUCGACUUGGACGUGGAAAGGGCUUCUAUGACACAUAUCUGGAAUGCUGUAGGAGGCACCCGAAGGGAAAGCCGUACACCAUCGCUUUGGCUUUCAAAGAGCAGCUGUGUACUCAAGUCCCAGUGGACGACCAUGAUAUCCUUAUUGAUGAAGUCCUCUAUGAAGAAGAGGAAUGAUCUGUGCAAUUCACAUUUAAUUUGAAAAAUGUUGAGCGGAAUUUGUAUAUGAACAAUUCAUAAGACAUUGUUUCUGUGAGUCCUGUUUCUACAUAUAUACAAUGAAAUGGAUCAAAUUUCUCUUUAACCUUGACUUGUAUGCAAUCAGUAUUGUGAAAUUAUAGUUACUUUGUUUCAGAAAAGCCUAGAAAAGAUUGUAAUUAUCAGCGUAAGGUUUACCAAACUGUGACUACAAAAGGCUAAAUAUGAGUCUCUGUCCUAACCUUAAAAUAUUUACCAAUACAUGAGCUUUUUCUUGAUUUGCUUUGUAUCAUUUUCUUUAAAUGGUUUCUUAGUAUCAUUGCUAAUUUGUUUCUCUCUCCACUAAUCGAUCUUGCUGCAUUAGCUCACCUUACCAAGCUUACUUUCAGAGCAAGACUAUAAAAUCCUCAGUCUGAAGUUGUCUGAAGUUCUGAAUCUGAUAGACCAAUACGUAUUAAUUGGGCCAAUAUUUGGCCAUUUUGAGAUUAUCAGCAUGAUAAUUUUGCCCACCCAGCCAACAGUUAAAGUUAGUAAUUUCACCAAAGAUGCUGAUUACCACCCCUGGAAUCACGAGUUCGAAUCAAGGGUAUGCUGAGUGACUCCAGCCAGGCUUCCUAAGCAACUAAUUGGCCGGGUUGCUAGGCUGGGUAGUCACGUAGGCUUCCUCACUGUCACAAUAUGGUGCUUCUCGCUCUCGUUGUGGUACAUGUGCGUGGAUGCUAAGGUGAAGAGCGUGAAGGCACUUCCACACUAGGGAAAGCUCAGAUGGAGCGUUUGAUGCUUGGGAAUGCAUUAGGUCCAUUUGAAAGGGGUGUACCAAAGGGAGUAGAGGUAGUUAUAGAUA
Messenger RNA from Xyrauchen texanus (razorback sucker), 1633 nucleotides. It is a transcript of the gene mthfs, whose product is annotated as 5,10-methenyltetrahydrofolate synthetase (5-formyltetrahydrofolate cyclo-ligase). The record is from RefSeq and is a predicted model, not a curated record. The coding region runs from base 166 to 768 and encodes 200 amino acids. Gene Ontology annotation, molecular function: 5-formyltetrahydrofolate cyclo-ligase activity. Gene Ontology annotation, cellular component: mitochondrion. NCBI's taxonomy places the organism in Eukaryota, Metazoa, Chordata, Actinopteri, Cypriniformes, Catostomidae. The transcript has 3 exons. Gene Ontology annotation, biological process: folic acid-containing compound biosynthetic process; tetrahydrofolate interconversion.